CCGCACGUAUCUCCAGACCUGUUUCUUCCCAGUUGAACUGGCUACGGAGGAAAAACAGUGCCCUGCUGUCUUCAGAUGGAGCAUGGAUCACGAAGAUUUCUUCUUCAUGACCCUGCUCUUGCCUAAAUUUCUUGGGCAAGGGAUUUCAUCUCCUUCAUCUUCAGCUCGCCUUGCGCCAUGGACUGGCAGCCAGACGAGCAGGGCCUGCAGCAGGUCCUGCAGCUGCUCAAAGACUCGCAGUCGCCUAACACGGCCACUCAGCGCAUCGUACAGGAUAAACUCAAACAACUCAACCAGUUUCCUGAUUUCAACAACUACCUUAUCUUCGUCCUGACCAGACUCAAAUCAGAAGAUGAGCCCACCCGUUCUCUCAGUGGACUCAUUCUUAAGAACAACGUGAAGGCACAUUACCAGAGCUUCCCGCCCCCUGUGGCUGACUUCAUCAAACAGGAGUGUCUUAACAACAUUGGUGACGCCUCCUCGCUCAUCCGAGCCACCAUCGGUAUCCUCAUCACCACCAUUGCUUCCAAGGGGGAGCUGCAGAUGUGGCCUGAGCUGCUGCCCCAGCUGUGCAACCUGCUCAACUCCGAGGAUUACAACACCUGUGAGGGAGCAUUUGGAGCCCUGCAAAAGAUCUGUGAAGACUCCUCUGAGCUCCUGGAUAGUGAUGCUCUCAACAGGCCCCUGAACAUCAUGAUCCCUAAGUUUCUGCAAUUCUUUAAGCACUGCAGUCCCAAGAUCCGGUCCCAUGCCAUUGCCUGUGUGAACCAGUUCAUCAUGGACCGGGCGCAGGCGCUGAUGGACAACAUUGACACCUUCAUUGAGCACCUGUUUGCCCUGGCUGUGGAUGAUGACCCUGAGGUGCGGAAGAAUGUGUGCCGUGCCCUGGUGAUGCUUCUAGAAGUGCGGAUUGAUAGGCUCAUCCCCCACAUGCACAGCAUUAUCCAGUACAUGCUGCAGAGGACCCAGGACCACGACGAGAAUGUGGCCCUCGAGGCUUGUGAGUUCUGGCUGACGCUGGCCGAGCAGCCCAUCUGCAAGGAAGUCCUCGCCUCCCAUCUGGUCCAGUUGAUCCCCAUCCUGGUCAAUGGAAUGAAGUACUCAGAAAUUGACAUCAUCCUGCUCAAGGGGGACGUGGAAGAGGAUGAGGCAGUCCCUGACAGCGAGCAAGACAUCAAGCCACGCUUCCACAAAUCACGAACAGUGACGCUGCCCCAUGAGGCCGAGCGACCUGAUGGUUCUGAGGAUGCAGAGGAUGAUGACGACGAUGAUGCUUUGUCUGACUGGAAUCUGAGGAAGUGCUCAGCGGCCGCUCUGGAUGUCCUCGCCAAUGUCUUUCGGGAGGAGCUGCUGCCUCACCUCCUCCCACUGCUCAAGGGCCUCCUGUUCCACCCUGAGUGGGUGGUCAAAGAGUCAGGCAUCCUGGUGCUGGGCGCCAUCGCUGAGGGCUGCAUGCAGGGCAUGGUGCCCUACCUGCCUGAGCUGAUCCCACACCUCAUCCAGUGCCUAUCAGACAAGAAGGCCCUGGUCCGCUCCAUCGCCUGCUGGACAUUGAGCCGCUAUGCCCACUGGGUGGUCAGCCAGCCCCCAGACAUGCACCUCAAGCCUCUGAUGACGGAGCUGCUCAAGCGCAUCCUGGAUGGCAACAAGAGGGUGCAGGAGGCAGCCUGCAGUGCCUUCGCUACCCUGGAGGAGGAGGCCUGCACAGAGCUGGUGCCCUACCUCAGCUACAUCCUGGACACCCUUGUCUUUGCCUUUGGCAAGUACCAGCACAAGAACCUGCUCAUUCUCUACGAUGCCAUCGGCACUCUGGCUGAUUCUGUGGGCCACCAUCUCAACCAGCCGGAAUAUAUCCAGAAACUGAUGCCCCCGCUGAUCCAGAAAUGGAACGAGCUCAAGGAUGAGGACAAGGACCUCUUCCCCCUGCUGGAGUGCCUGUCAUCGGUGGCCACCGCUCUGCAGAGCGGCUUCUUGCCCUACUGUGAGCCUGUCUACCAACGUUGUGUCACCCUGGUGCAGAAGACACUGGCCCAGGCCAUGAUGUACACCCAGCACCCUGAACAAUAUGAGGCCCCAGACAAGGACUUCAUGAUUGUGGCACUGGACCUGCUCAGUGGACUGGCCGAGGGCCUGGGUGGCCACGUGGAGCAGCUGGUGGCCCGAAGCAACAUCAUGACAUUGCUCUUCCAAUGUAUGCAGGACUCAAUGCCUGAGGUCCGGCAGAGCUCCUUUGCCCUCCUGGGAGACCUCACCAAAGCCUGCUUCAUCCAUGUCAAGCCCUGUAUUGCUGAGUUCAUGCCCAUCCUGGGCACCAACCUGAACCCUGAAUUCAUCUCUGUCUGCAACAAUGCCACCUGGGCCAUUGGGGAGAUCUGCAUGCAGAUGGGGGCAGAGAUGCAGCCCUAUGUGCAGAUGGUCCUCAGCAAUCUGGUGGAGAUAAUCAAUAGGCCCAACACACCCAAGACUCUGCUGGAAAACACAGGUCGCCUGACGAGUCCCUCUGCCAUUCCAGCCAUCACCAUUGGCCGCCUGGGCUACGUGUGCCCACAGGAGGUGGCACCCAUGCUGCAGCAGUUCAUCCGGCCUUGGUGCACAUCCCUCAGGAACAUCAGGGACAACGAGGAGAAGGACUCUGCCUUCCGGGGCAUCUGCAUGAUGAUUGGUGUCAACCCCGGGGGUGUUGUGCAGGACUUUAUUUUCUUCUGCGAUGCUGUAGCCUCCUGGGUGAGCCCGAAGGAUGACCUUAGGGACAUGUUUUAUAAGAUCCUCCAUGGCUUCAAAGACCAAGUUGGGGAGGAAAACUGGCAGCAGUUCUCGGAGCAGUUCCCGCCACUGCUCAAGGAGAGGCUGGCAGCCUUCUAUGGGGUCUAGACUCAUGUGGAGACUGUCAGGUUUCUGUCUGCCUCAUCGUCUGAGGGAUUGCUGGGGAGCACGCUGCGUCCGGAAGUCGCUGUGCCCUGUUCCAGGGGGGUUAGGGAGGAGUGAGCGGGACCCAAAUCCAGACGCCUUCCCAGUCCGUCCAACCGUCCACUUGCCCCACUAGGCCUGUGUGGCCGGCGCUUGGGCAGGUGGGUGGGGCCUCCACGCUCAUCCUACAAACAGGGAGGGGGGUGGGACUUCUUGGCAGGCAAGAGCCCCCAGGCUCUAAUGGGGUCAUCUCAGGCAGCCCACCUGGGCCAGCCACAUGGGAGGGAGGAAUCAACACAGCCGACUGAAUCCGGCUUUGGAUGAGGCGAGGGGAUCGCAGGAGGGGAGGGGGGUCCUUGUAGAGACGCGUACACACACAUGGCCACACGCAUGUGCAGGCACCGCAGCCAGCCAGGCUGGGCCAGCCGCCCCACCAUUUCCCCGACUGCAUGGAGACAGUAGAAUUAGUGAACCCCUGAGUUAAGCCGUACGGCCUUCCGUGUAACCUGCAUCUAGAGUAUAAGAAGCUUCCGCUGUUUUGCCGGAAUCGGCGGUGAUUGGGGAGGGCUGGGGGGGUUGGGGGAGCCUCAGCCGGGAUGGGGGGAGGAAGAUGGCCACUUUGAGGCCGCCCCGUCAGCACGCGCACGCUUUGGACCUGCUCCAUACUUCCCUGCCAGCUUCGUGGCAGCCUCAGCCAAUGUGUCCCCAUCUUAGUCCCAUCCCAGCCAGCAGAGUGGGGACCACCAGAGUGACCAGAGCUGGUCCGAACUCGCCAUUUCGCUCCCUGUGCUCCAGUGGUAUUUGUGCUCCCAGCACUGGCCUGGGGUGUUCCUUUCCUGAGGAGCUGGGACAGAGCUGCUAGUACCUAGCCCUGUGUCUCUUUCGGGAAGGAGCUUCCAGGGCAGGCUGGUUCUCUGCAUUCCUGAGAACCCCCUGAAGUGAGUGGGGGGUCUCUAGCUGGUGAUGAUAUUGGACAGAGGUUUAUGCAAGAAGUAACCCCAGAGCUUGGAGCAAGGGAAGGUGGAAUGCCCCUGGCCCCCACUUUGUCCCUCUGGGACUUCCUGCUCAUCACAGUGCCCAAGGGGCUUAGACCCCACCAGACUGGGACAGCACUUCUAUAGAGAACCUUCUCAGAUUGGUUGAGGGUGCAGUCAAGGUGGGAGGGGGCUCCCUUGGAGAAGGGGGUACAGUUAUUUCUGAGUUGGCUGGGAAACUGGGCCCUGCAGACCCCUUCACGUCAUUUCUUUUUCUUUCCUGCAUUCUACUACUUUGGGGGCCCCUUGUGUUUUGGGGUUCGACUGGAGUCCUAUAUCCUAUGGCCUGUUCCAUCUGUCCCUCCAAGGCCCUGGAUCCUACCCUGGCCAGGUGUCUUCUCAGAUAGGGCCAGGCCCUACCUCUAUUCCAAGGGGUACUUAGUGCACAUUCCAUAGUUGAGCUGUUCCUGCCCCAACCCCUACCCCACCAAAACUUGAGCAGGUCUCUGGAAGCCAUUUGUAAAAAAAAAAAA
Messenger RNA from Urocitellus parryii (Arctic ground squirrel), 4414 nucleotides. RefSeq names its product transportin 2 (gene Tnpo2). Lineage: Eukaryota; Metazoa; Chordata; Mammalia; Rodentia; Sciuridae. Gene Ontology annotation, biological process: protein import into nucleus. Gene Ontology annotation, molecular function: small GTPase binding. The record is from RefSeq and is a predicted model, not a curated record.